Molecule: messenger RNA, 4976 nt
Organism: Hypomesus transpacificus
Lineage: Eukaryota; Metazoa; Chordata; Actinopteri; Osmeriformes; Osmeridae
Gene: plxdc2b
Product: plexin domain containing 2b
Exons: 14
Coding region: 421-2046 (541 amino acids)
Source: RefSeq, a predicted model, not a curated record
AGAGGGGGAGAGGGGACAGAGCACCCUGCUCUUUCGAGAGCGCAGCCCCCAUUGCGCCUCCUUCUCCUACCCUGGUAGGACCGUCGGAAUGAGAUCUUUGUAGGUUACGCCGCGGAGCUUGUAUGACCCCAAUAUUUUGAACUGUGUUGCUUUUUUGGAUUGUGAACUGAGACUUGUUUGGACGAGCGUAUGCGCGCACUCUCGCAUACCCCGCACAAGCAAGCACGCACACAAACAAAUACAAACAAACACCACCGAACGUCCGCUGUUCCUGUUAGAGCGAGCGGAACAGACAGGUCUCGCUGUGGAAACACUGGCUCCUGGAGAGGCACAGUUACGGAGUCAACGUGAAAACAAUUUGUGUAUGAAAAACAAAUAUCCAUAUAAAGGGGACAUAACCAAUACCAGUGGACCUCGGAUAUGGCGGGUGUGAAGACAUUCGACCUUAUUGUUGGAGUUGUUUUAGUUUUACACUGUCUUGGAAAUGCGCUUCAAACGACCCGAGGGGAGAUAACAACAAGCGGGGUCUCCUAUGACUAUGUGCAGGGGCUGUCGCUGGCAGACAAGGAUGUGGCAGUGGACGUGAAGCUUUACAGCCACAGGUGGCGGAGGUGGCUAUCCCCAGAACCGCGCAACAUGGACAGUAACAGGGCCAGCCAGGAUCAGGACCAGGACCAGGACCCCGAGCCGGACCAAGACCUGGAUCUGCCAGAUGCCUUCCCUGGUCUGCUCUCAACCCAAGAAACAGACAACAGCUCCCAGAUAGAGGAGGACACAGACCACAACUACUACACAUCAAAGAGCUAUGGGCCUGCGGAUCCCACGAGCAAGGACUUGUGGGUAAAUAUUGACCAGAUGGACAAGCAAAAGGUGAAGAUUCAUGGGAUUCUGUCUAACACACACCGACAAGCCGCGAGAGUCAAUCUGUCCUUCGAUUUUCCCUUUUAUGGACAUUUCCUGCGUGAAAUCACCGUGGCAACUGGUGGGUUCAUCUACACAGGUGACGUGGUCCACAGGAUGCUGACGGCCACCCAGUACAUUGCGCCCCUCAUGGCGAACUUUGACCCCAGCGUAUCACGGAACUCCACUGUCAUCUACUUCGACAACGGUACCGCUCUGGUGGUCCAGUGGGACCAUGUCCACCUCCAGGACAAUUACAACCUGGGCAGCUUCACCUUCCAGGCCACACUGCACAACGAUGGACGCAUCAUCUUCGCCUACAAAGAGGUCCCUGUGGAGGUGUCAGUCAUCAGCUCUGUCAAUCACCCUGUGAAGAUUGGCCUCUCUGAUGCCUUUGUGGUGCUCCACAGGAUUCAACAGAUACCCAAUGUUCGAAGGAGAACAAUCUAUGAGUAUCAUCGUGUGGAACUCACCAAGACAAAGAUCACCAACUCCACAGCUGUGGAGAUGUGGCCUCUUCCUACGUGUCUCCAGUUCACCAGCUGCAGCGGCUGCAUCUCCGCCCAGAUCAACUUCAACUGCAGCUGGUGCCACCGUCUGCACAGAUGCUCCAGUGGAUUUGACCGUCAUCGUCAAGACUGGGUGGAUAACAGCUGUCCAGAUGAGACCAAGGACAAGACCUGUGACAUCAUCAGAACCACCCAGCCCCAUCCCUUCACUACCACCGAGGUCGCCAUGACCACGGCCGCCCGCAGAGAGUCCACACUUGCAGGGGAGACAUCUUCUACAUCCCACCCCCCAACCAGCGCUCCUACAGAAGAUGAUACCAAGAUUGCUCUGCAUCUUAAAGACAAUGGAGCCAUGCCUGCUGACGGCGCAGCUGAGCGGACCACGGGCGCUCACCCCCUCCACACGGGGCUGAUCCUGGGUGUCCUCAUGGUGAUGGUCGUCAUGGUCGCCGGUGUCCUGAUCACCGUCUACGUCUACCACCACCCCACCUCCGCCGCCAGCCUCUUCUUCAUCGAGAGACGUCCCAGCAGGUGGCCGGCCAUGAAGUUCCGCCGAGGAUCAGGGCACCCGGCCUACGCGGAGGUGGAGCCCGUGGGCCAGGAGAAGGAGGGCUUCAUCGAGUCUGAGCAGUGCUGAGGGGGAUGGGGGGGAGGGGGGUGGGGGGCCUCCACACACACACAGCCACAACACUCUAUACUCGACACCCCCUUCCGCUUUUGCCUCCUCCUCCUCCCUCUUGUCCACCCCACAGUGAACUUUCAUCCUGUACCAGUACUGACCCCAAAAGGAGGACCUGAGCUACUGCGCUGACUGAACUUAGACUUAGGCUGGUUCACCAAGUGGACUGCCAACGUCUGAGGUGUCGAUGGUGACGAAGUACGUGGGGAAAGAUGUCCGUUCAUAAGAUUCACCUCAUUCACCUCACUCUGAGAUCCCAGGCUCUCUCUCCCUGCUGCUGGUGGUGGUCUGCAGCCUUGGUGGACCUCCACAAUGCACCAGGAGAAGUCUGGCAGCCCAGAGAGCUGAUGUGAGAGGCCCUGAGGGACGCUCACUGCCAGCGGGACUGGGCUGCAGGAAAACUCUAAACUGAUUCUAUCUCAGCUCCAGGCCUCAGAGAGCUCCCUCUCCCCGCUGCAAGCGACUGAUGGACACACAGAGGGGCGGAAGAAGGGGCGUGUGGCCUUGGUUCUGAUUGGUUUCCUGUAGCCAUUCAGUGGUUGUACAGCCUAACUGCCCUUGGUGUUGUGCUGAUGUGCCUAAGGGAUUGGUAGUGAAUAUAACUAUACAUACAGUAUAUUUUUCAGAAAACAAUACAGAGUGUGUGCACAGAGAUUCUGGGUUCUAUAGGCCUUUGUAUAUCCUUUUUUUCUGCUUGUUAAAUUUUUCAUGCUUUCUUUUUUGAUGCUUUUACUGGACUUUCCAUCGUGAAAUGUGUGAUAUGACCUUGCUUUCCAGUACAGUGAUACAGCUGCCUUUGACUUUUUCCCUACAGUCUAUUACUGUUCACAGUAAGGCAGAACAGUGUGAUACAGUAUAGACUCUGAUGUCUUGCAGCAGCCCCCAAUUACAGCCGGGGUGGGGGUGGGGGCGACACGGCCAUGGCUUUCAGUUGUUGAGGCAGGUGGAUUUGCUUGAGUUUUAUUACAAAGAUGAUAUGUUCUUUGAUUACCGGGGUGUUUUUUUAAAUCAUUUUGUGAAUACUCUUUUCACUAUUCAAUUGAUCCUUAAAAGGUAAAGAUUACGCUAUUCAAUGUGUGUGUGUGUGUGUGUGAGAGAGAGAAAUCGUUUUUUAAUUUGACAUUGUUUUCACUUCUUCCAUGCCAUUUUGUAUACAGUGUUGUUUCCCAUGCACAUAUUUCUUUAAUUCAUUUGACUAAUAUUAUUUGGUAAAAAUGCAAAAUGACAAGACAGGCGCUUGUGAGUGUGUGAGUUCAUGUGUGUGUGUGUGUGUGUGUGUGUGAUUGGACAUCCACUUUUUUAAGGCUUGGAAUGUUUGAGCUGGCUCUGUGUGAUUGAUGCUCAUUGGUUGAAAUUUAUUUUGGUGGCUCACACAAGUUAGAUAUUUUUGUCUGAGGUAUAGUGUUACUGAUCUCUAGAGGAUAUGAAUAGUGGCUAGUCCACAUCAUUUAACCAUAGCAAUGUAUACAAGGGUCACCUUUGUAGACACACGUUCAAAAACAUUUGCAGGUUAUUAAUGAAAUUAGUACAUAUAUUAUUAGGAAAUUAUUAUGUCUUACUUUUGAGUGGCCUUCUUUAUGUUCUUUCUCAUUUUGUUUUUAUCAAAACAUGGAAUCAUGUUUCAAUUGCUGCUGAUGCAGAUCAAUAUACCAUGCUUUCAUGCAUUGAUCAAAUCAAACAAAUGACUAAGAUUUUUAUGACUCUUUCAGAUACAAAAAACACAAAUCUUAGAAACACGUUGUACUUGUAUACUGUUUUAGCUGACAAGUGACAUGAAAUGUGCAAUAUAAAAAUCCACCUGGACCCACACAUUUCCAUUGCACUGCAGACCAAAGAAUCAUUUCAACAUAAACCAUAUAAAUUAUUACAAAAUUGCUAAAUUCACACUCUGCCCAUAACCUUUUCUUUAUUCAAGCCAUGUGUGGCUGUCCCAUAGUCCUCUGUCCCUCACCCCCUAUUACCAUAGCCCCACCUCCAACAGCAAAACCCAAACACCUGACAUGUGCACUAUUAUCUCACCAGAGACUCACAGUGAUUCAGACACACACACAGGUAUGGAAUACUUUUCAUUGUGUGCUCUGAAAGCAGACAGCAGCAGCUCCAUAUGGAAGCAGUCGUGUUUUGUGGAGUCCCCAGACCUCUCCCUCUGUCUGCCUCUCUACUCAGCACUUCCCUGUACUUCAUAGCCUCUCCGCACGAGAGCAAUGGUUUUAGGGCUCCCCUCAAAGUCUAAGGCAAGUCUUUUUCGAAACAGAUCUCUAAGGACGGGUUAGAGCCAGGGGGUGGACACACUGGUUGGUGGCUGAUGGCCUCUCUAUGCUUACAGACAUUCUCUGAGAUUGGCUGGGGAGGGGGGUUGGGUUCACUCCCUUUGGAGCAGUACCGUUUGAGACUUUGAAAGAUCUGAUCGUCAAGACACCUCUGCCGUUUGAAAAAAAACCUUCAACCUUGCUUGGGGUUUGUUACUACGCCUUUAAUAAUAAUUUGCAUCUCUGAACUGAACUGAUUACUUCCAUCCAACUUUAUAUAAACUUUUAUGUUGUUCUUUUUUUCGGGCAAGCAACCUUGUGCUGUUGCUGGGAUAGGCUACAUCUGCCGCAGUGUGCUGUUGUGUUUUUCCUGCCACUGAAUGAUGUGAUUAUAUACAGGUACAAGUCUAGCUCUACAAUGUUUGUCGUCACAAAUAUACAGAAUGGAGGCCGAGCAGGCAGGGGUGUGGUGGGGGUUGGUGGAGGUUAAUCAAACUGUGACCCUGUGUUUUGUUCCAGAAUUAUCACAAAGGACAUGAUGAAAGACUUCAAAUUGCACAGUACCAUAGCUGUCUGUAAUUUCUGUAACUACUGUUGUUUUGAUUACAUUUGAAAUAAUAAAGAAUGUUUAAAACACAA